GUGCACAUUGCCAUCAUGGACCGCAGUGGCCAGCUAGAGGUGGAAGUGAUUGAGGCUCGGGGCCUGACCCCCAAACCAGGCUCCAAAUCCCUCCCAGCCACCUAUAUCAAGGUUUACCUGCUUGAGAACGGGGCCUGCUUGGCCAAAAAGAAGACAAAGGUGGCCAAGAAGACCUGUGACCCCCUGUACCAGCAGGCUCUGCUCUUCGACGAGGGGCCCCAGGGCAAGGUGCUGCAGGUGAUUGUCUGGGGAGACUACGGCCGCAUGGACCACAAAUGCUUCAUGGGCAUGGCCCAGAUCAUGCUGGACGAGCUGGACCUGAGUGCCGCGGUCACGGGCUGGUACAAACUCUUCCCCACGUCCUCAGUGGCAGACUCUACACUUGGAUCCCUCACCAGGCGCCUGUCCCAGUCCUCCCUGGAGAGUGCCACCAGCCCCUCGUGCUCCUAAGGACCUCAGAAGAGGCCGGGAGGCAGUGUGGGAAGGGGUGCCUGACGGCCCCUCCCCGCCCCCUGUACAUAGUCUUCGUGUCUCUCUGGACCCCUUGCCCUGCUGCAUGCCUGUCGGCUACUGGGCCCACCCCAACUGGCAGCGGAGACUAGUGUGUGCGUGCGUGUGUGUCUGUGUGUGUCUGUGACCAUGUUCUAUCCGUUCACGUGUCUGGGUAUAGCCAGUCUUGGUGACUACAUGAGCUAAAAUCCACAUCUCUCUGUGUCUCGUUGAAAAGAAACCCAAAGGAGUGUUGUGUGGGCGCGGAUCCCCGAGUGCAGGGGCGGAAGCGGGGGAUGUGGCCACCCAUCCACCCUGCCUGGUCUUGUGCCCGGGACGGAGCCCACGUGUCCCUGUCCGGGCCGCCUCUUGCUGGUCCCUGCUUUGUUUUCUGUCUCGUCCUUUGUCCCACCUGUGCUUCUCCCAGCACCGCUGCUCUAUUUUGAGGAAUGUAGUACCCACUGCAGCUGGCCACACUGAGGCCCCUCGGGGACCCAACACCCUCCUCCCCACCGAGUGCUCUGGCAGCUCUUCCUACCGAAUGCACCUGCAGCAUGUCGCAUGCUCAUCUAGUGCCCUGGCCGGGGGCCGGGGGAGCGGAACAUGCCUGGGAAGCUGAGGGCUUGGAGAUCGCCUUCUCCCUUCGGCAGGAGCCGCCUCCUUCCUGCAAGUGGAACACUAGGAAGACUUAGUUCCCAGGGUGGCUGGCCAGGCCCCUUGGAGGGAAGUGCGGGCACCUCCCUUAGCAUUGUUCUUCACCUCCUGUCCUGCUCCGAGCCUCCUCGCUUCCAACAUGCCAAAGGAGCUCUCCCAGUGGACCCCAGGAGGUGUGGACUUGGAGGGUCUUGACACCCCAGAGGCUGGCCUCAGGGGGGAUGUUCUCUGCCAAAGCAGAUGGUCCCUGAGGCGCCUGUGUGCUCUCCAGGCCCUGGGGGUGGCCCUGUCCCCCUCGGGGUGCAUCCCGGUGGGGCCUGGCUUGUGGAGGAAGCGCUGAGGGUGGGGCUGUUGCUGGGAUGAGGAGGGUUGGGGCUGACCUGCCCUGUGCCACUGUUGAGAAUCCUGUCUGACCUUUGGGGAUUAGCUGCGUGAGGUCGAUCAUUUGGGUCUCUCUUUGUUUGCUCAUUUCCAGACCAGGGUCCCUGUCUGGGAGCUCAGACUCACCUGGGCUCCAGCUUCCUGGCCUCACGGACAGCCUGGCUCUGGACUCAGCUAGACUGCCACAGUCACCAGCUCUGUACAAGCAAUACUUACCCCUCUCUGCCUCCCCGCCUCCCCGCACUCCGCAGCUGUCCUCCGGAGAGGGGCCUGGCCUGCUCUCGGCACCUCCCCUGCCUCUGCUUUCUUCCCACCCUUGUCUGGUUGGAGCUUCCCAAAGCCACUCAAACCCCGACUUCAUAUGACAGCUGGGCCCUGUGUGGGGGAGGGUACCAGGGCCUGGACCCGUGAGAUGUCUGCUAGGAAUGCCCAAAUCUGUCCUCUCCCUCUGCAGGUCUAGGGCAAAAGGCGAGAGGUUGCCCAAAGGGGUGGACACAGCAGCCCUUGGGUCCGUGUCUAGUGGGAAGAAAAGAGGUGGCAGGAGGGGUCAAGGUAUGGAGAAGACCGUCCCUCUGCCUCUUCCCCAGACGUCAGCCCCAAGUGCUGCAUGACUCUGACCCACAUGCUCAAGGUGGAGGGGAGCUACCCAGCUGAGCAGUGGAGCGGUCUCGGGGCCUGCGUGCUUGGACUCCGUUCAUAACCAAAGCCGGACAGAUGGGCAUAGAGGCGGAUUCUGAGGUCAGGUGGAGGAGGCGGCUGUCAGGAGAUAAAGGGCCUCCUUUCCUGGUAGGGACCCACACCAGGUUGAAGCCAGAGCCUGGUAACUUCCCUCCCAGGAAAACCCUACUGGUCCUGCCCACAGACGGAAAGUGGGUAAGGGCAGUAAGAAAUGAACCAAAUGGGCUCCUGGCUGCUGCCAAAGCCUCCAUUCUUGUCUUAUCACAGAUGAGGACGGUUGUGGGCGUAGGGAGAGGGAGGAGGCAGCUGGGUCGAGUUUUCUCUUUAGGCAGAAAUUCUCUCCCGUUGUUGGGAUUGGGUAAUGCGCACAUUUCUCAUGUUUCUAAAAAUAAGGCAAAGGGCUCUGUACUCUUUGACCCUAGGGUGGGGAGAGGGAAACUCGCUCACAAAAGGAUAUUUUAUGUCCUGUCUGUGAUGUAUUCACCUCUCCCAAACAGUCACCCUCAGGAUGGCGUGAACAGACUCUACACUUUUGGAACGGCGGGAUUAGUAAUGACUCCUAGGAUGGCGUAGACAUUUGCUGAUGUAGCCCCGAGUGGUGCUACCGAGACCCAGGGGAAUGGGGGAUAUUAGGGAGGGAUAUCACCCUCAUUCCUUGAGGGGCCUGGGAAGACAGGGAAGGUGGAGGGCUGCCAGCAGAGAGCCUGGCCCUGGGUGGCUAUAGGCCACGGUCCCCUUGCCUCUGGGGGCAGGUUAGUUAGCACAGCAGAAGGUCUAGCCCGAGCUGGGGCCUGACCUGCGGGUAACUGGCGCUGACCUGCCUCCAGGCCCUAGCCGCCCAAACUGCCCAGGAGCUGGGCCGCUCUUAUCCCACCUCUUUAAUGGGAAGUAAUUCUCCCCAGGUUGACCUUUGGGAAUUAUCCUCUUUAACCCUUUGUACCAAAUCAGUUACUAAUCCGCACCUGGAUUUCCCCCCAUGAUGGUGAGUUCACUUGAGGCUGACGCAUGUGUGAUGGUGAAUGGCUGGGUUUCAGGGUCUCUCAUCCUCCUCGAUACAGGGGCUUGUCUGAGAAGCCGUUUGGGAGCUAGCCUGUCCCAGGAGAGGAGGGGGCACAGUGUGCCGCCUGGCCUUCCCUGGGGUGGGGAGCAUCUUUGAAGAGGGGAUGGUGGGGGAAGGAGGCAACACGAUCUCCCCCAGAGUGCUCCCUAACCUGGGACCGACGCACUGCAGGGUACCACGCCCUGGCUGUGCAGGCCUGCUUCCCCCAGGUGAGACCCAGAGCUGAGGACAGGACGGGACGCUUUGUCAUCCCCCUUCCUCUGCUCUGGCAGGUUCGUGGAAGAUGCGGCAGAGAUGGGGGUGGCCCUGCAGCAAUGCUGGGCUGUGGGCAGGAACCGUGACGGAUGAUUCAGAGCAUCUGUCUUCACGUUUCUGCUCUGUUCAACGUGUCCCCCUUCCUUCAUAGACUCCAUCCCUACAGGGACGUCUGAGGGCCUUUGGUAUGAAUCACGCUCCAGUAAAUGGGGCCACGUCUAGGUUUGACAAGGGGGAUUUGAUCCUUCAGGGAAGAACCAGCUCCGAAACUCCUCCCCAUCCCAUCUCUUCCACCUCCCCGUUCUCCCAGGAAAGGAGCGGAGGGCUUAGGAGGCUCUCCCAGCAUGCCGGCAUCCCAGGGGCGGGGGUGAGGCAGAGCCCAGGGGCUCCAGAAAGAGGGCACCCGGGUAGCUCCUCGCUCAUGGGAUUGCCAGUUCUCCCAGGGGCGUGACCCCUACCAGGGCAAGCAUGCCCAAGCUCUUCUUUACUGCCAGCCUUGAGGAGAACAGCCCCCUCUCCCCCUCAGAGACAAUAGAGACCUCCAAGGGUACGUCUCUGGAAACGAAAUGUAGCACAAUCUUCGACCCCGUGACCAGGAACCCUGACAUGCAACCAGGGUUCUCGCUCCACACCCUGCUGCCCGGGGGGGGGCCGCUGAGCUCCUCCCCGCGGGGGCUCCGGGGCUCCCCGAUGCCUCCGAUUCCCUAUCCUCCUCGGCCCAGAAAGCAGCAGAGCUUCAGGAAGGCCGCUCUUCUGGGUCUCUGAUUGCUUCCUGCACUGUGCAAACUCUGUGCAAGAAACGGCUGCCUUUGCUUGAUGAUGGAGACGAGGCGCCCCGCUACCUGGCUGGAGGGAGAGGGCGCACCGCUCAGGCCCAGGUGGACCCUGCAGCAUUUCUGCGGGCAGGCAGGCGUCUGCAAGGAGAUGGAAAAGAAGAGGCCUGCUCCCUGCUGCCUCCUCCCUUUAUGCUCCUCUCCCCGGCGUCUUCUCCUCCCCGAUCCUGACACGGAAAGAGGCUCGUGAACAUGCUGCUUCCUGUACUGGAUUCUCUUUCUUCGAACGAAGAGGGAGGAGACGGGCGUGUAGAUUCUUCUCCUGUCUUCUUCCUCAAGUCUGCUUUUCACUCAGGUCAGAAGAGGAUGGGGCAAAACCAAACACUCAACGACUGAAGGCAGGGGAGCCCCGCCCAGUCAGGGGAGGCCUGGUGGCGGCUGGCGGGGCCUGGUCUGGCUGGGAAAGGCUGAUUUUGAGAGUGCCUGAGCAUCUCAGAGCAAUGUCGGUGAUGCCAAAGAGAGCAACUUGGUCUCCCUGGGCGCCAGCCCUGCCGGUGAGGCCCCACAAAGGCGGCUUCGGCUGUUGUCAUGCCUGAUGGGGGACCUUGUUCUCUGACAAAGGGCUUAAUCUUUCCAUGUAGCAAAGCAACUCCUUCUCCCCCCAAACCCUGAGCUCGGGCUUUUGUGGGCCCAGCCUGGCUGUGCCUGUGAGGAAAACCACACCAAUAAGAGAAACUGAAUUCUGUCAGGGGCCUAGACUGGCUUGGGUCAGUGCUUGUUGAGAAAAGUGCGUUACUGCUUUGGGGAAACCUUCCAGGGCUCUAGUUGGAAACUUAGUAAGGCCGGGGGCCUUGUGCCUCCCCGCCACCCCCCCCCCAGGGAGUUCACACCGAUGUCAGGAAGGGUCCCUGGGGACUGGGUUCCAGAGAGUUUGGCUAAAGAAAGGGGCCCUGGGAAUCCAGGGGCCGCAGAGCAUCCGCCCCCCAGCUCGAUGGCCUGGAUAGCUGGCUACAGAGAAUCAAAGGCUGUCCUAUACAGUUUUGUCCCAAACUGUGACUUUGUGCAAGACUCCUCACUUGUCUGGGCCUCAGCUUCCUCAUCUGCAAAAUCAGAGCAUUUGCUAGUUGCUCCAUGGUUCCCUCCAGGUUUUAAAAGUCUGAUCUGGAGCGAGGAGGGUUUCCAGCCUGGUGCGCCUGGGUCCACGGGCUGGUUUUGUCCAGCUCCUGGUACCCCGACUGGGUGCAGGUUCUCAUCCAUCCGCGCCCAGAUGUGCUGCUUCUGACAAGAACUCUGGGAAUCCUAACAGACUCUGCUUCCACCUCUUUGUGGUUUGUUCUCCCUCUUUUCUUCUUGUGUAAUGACCGGAAAUACUUAAGGGUUGUCUACAAUGGACAAUUUUCAAGGUGCUGAUGUGAUGGGACCCCCUCAGCCGCGUCCUGCAUAGCUCAGUACCCCCACUGGCAGAUGAGACUGGGUCAGUCCUCCUCUCUGCUUCUAGAAUGACAUCCGUGGGAGAGAGUAGAACACCUGAGAAUGUGAAAGGCAAUGCUCCUUGACGGGAAGAGAGGGGGCACUUACUCCCCAUCCAAGUAUUUUGCUUCUUGAAACCACCCCUCUCUCCAGAAUCUCUCAGCAGACCUCACCUCAGCAGGCAGAGUGAGCGGCUGCUUCCUUAGGGAAAGUUGGCCUGAUUAGUCUAUCCACUCCUUCAGAAUGUAAAUUCACAGGAGGCAGGAACCCCUUUUUUAGAAUUUCCAAAUGCAUCCUGCAAAGAAAGAGAUCGCUGAUAGGGACUGACAAGCACACUGUUUAGAUAAGAAGCAAUUAGCCUUUUAUAUCUGUGCUCUCUACAUUUUCUAUGUGCAGCAUCUUUCCAAACUUGCUGUGGCUCCUAGGUGGCAGGUGGACAGCUGGGGAGGACUUCCGGCUCUUUCCGACAACAUUCUUGCCAAUUCCCUCGAGGAGAAAAUUCUUCACAUGGCUUCUGCAUGUACGAUAUUUGGGCAGAAAAAAAAAAAAAGAUUAAAGUCAGUUUGAA
This is a messenger RNA of Leptonychotes weddellii (Weddell seal), 6328 nucleotides long. NCBI's taxonomy places the organism in Eukaryota, Metazoa, Chordata, Mammalia, Carnivora, Phocidae. The record is from RefSeq and is a predicted model, not a curated record.